GCACAAAGAUGCAUGGAAGAUUUCCUCGCUGAGUUCAACCAGCAGUCUACAAAGAAAAUGGAGCUGGUUCUUUUUAUGGAUGCAGUGUCACAUGUCAGCCGCAUUGCCCGUAUUCUGAGGCAGCCCCUGGGUAAUGCACUUCUGUUGGGUAUGGGAGGCAGUGGACGACAGAGCUUGACAAGGCUUGCCUCCCACAUUUCUGAGUAUGACUGCUUCCAAAUUGAGUUGUCCAAAAACUACAGUACCCAUGACUGGCACGAAGAUCUGAAGAAAGUCAUGAUGAAAGCUGGCCUUCGUGAUGAACCUGUGGUUUUCCUCUUUAGUGACACACAGAUUAAGAGUGAAUCCUUCCUUGAGGACAUCAACAAUAUUUUGAACACUGGAGAUGUGCCCAACCUCUAUGGCUUUGACGAGUGUGAGAACAUCUACAAGGAAAUGAAGCCCAUCGUGCUAGAGGCUGGGCUGCAGCCCACCAAGACCAUCAUGUUCACGGCUUACACCAAGAGAGUUCGCAGCAAUCUCCACACUGUCAUCACUAUGAG
Messenger RNA from Candidula unifasciata, 542 nucleotides. The record is from the annotation of a GenBank genome assembly. NCBI's taxonomy places the organism in Eukaryota, Metazoa, Mollusca, Gastropoda, Stylommatophora, Geomitridae.